Molecule: messenger RNA, 1566 nt
Organism: Exophiala bonariae
Lineage: Eukaryota; Fungi; Ascomycota; Eurotiomycetes; Chaetothyriales; Herpotrichiellaceae
Exons: 2
Coding region: 1-1566 (521 amino acids)
Source: RefSeq, a predicted model, not a curated record
AUGUCUUCCUGCAACAUCCCCGGACGACUCUACGAAAGCAGACGUGUUUGGGAAGGUCAUAUCAAACAAGACCAUCGCAACACUCCCUUCAACUUCCGAUGUCCUCUAUGUCAGGAGGGACGGUUAGAGCACAACAUAAGCCACCAUAUCGCGCGACACCUUCAAGAUGUUGCCUUGUUUGUCCUGCCGCCAUCCUCCUCAGAUGAACGAGUGUCUGAUACUCAGACAGAUGUUGCUGGCACUGAGACUGAGUUAUCAAUCGAACAAGAAGACCAACCAGCCUCACAAAUAGCCGCAGCCUCAGCGAUUCACAAGAAACUUGUCGGCGAGGGUAAAAGCCAUCAAACAACGUCCAAACUAUCAAAAGCUGAGAGGGAGUUAAUGAGUACCCACCAGGAGACAAUUGCAAUGCAAGAGCGGGAGCAUGCAAGACUUGCCAAAGUUAAGGAGACUGAGAGUGAAGCACUUGGCACUCAUCGCAAAGACGAGGAAGAGGUUUUAUCCGUCGUCGAGAAUCUGGGAGCUGAGAUACUUGUUGAGCCACUUGAACCAUUUCCCGCUAAUGAUGAGGAUGUGCAAGAGAUGCAGAGACAGGAAAUGGAGAUAAGGGAGGGGCAACUCAUGCUGGAGGAAGAAGCCCUUGAUUCGUCGUUCGAGGCGUUGCCCGGACUAGCGGCGAUCCAAUCCAUGGAAGAAAAAGCUGAAGCGGCCAGGCAAAACAUGGUAGAGAAGCAGAAUUUGGAAUUAGAGGGCAAGAUAGCUCUCCAAGAAAGCGAUCGGGAGAUUGACCGAAUCAUGGUAGAGGAAGCCCAGGGAAAGGAUCGCCUCCCCAACCAUGGCAUGAGGCAAGAAGACGAGGUGCGCAUCAGAUCACAGGGCGAGAAGCAUAUUACACAUCACAAGACAAUGACUCGGCUUGAUGAAGAUGAUGCAUACGCGCCGUUGCGCCCAAAGCUCUUUGGGAGGACUACGCGGUAUAAUCGAAAGGACGACUCGGUCGAAUACCUAAUCGAAGGAAGAAGAUCUCGAACCUACCACGCAGCAAAGGAUAUCUAUACGUUGCCAGAUAAUAACGAACUCGUCGAGGGCAAGUAUCUCAGCGAGCCUCCUGGGUCUGAGCAUCAGCUCACAGAGCAUGACGAUGACGAGCUGAAACGAAUGACUGAGGAAUUGACUCAAAUGCUCGCCAAGGAGAGAAAGGACCGUAUCGAGGCAGAAAGAACCAGCACAAUUGCUGGGGAGAAAGCCAAUAGACUCGAGGCUGAUCUGGCGCAUGAACAACGCCAAAGAUCUCUCGAGGAGCGCGAACGUGCUGCGGCUCAGCGAGAACGUGCUGCUGCUCAGCGAGAGUUACGUCUUCGGGAGGAAGAAGAGCAUCGCUCACGCGUCGAAUCUCGUCCGUCGGUCGUCAUUCACAAUCCUCGCAUUUAUCAUACAAGCGUCACAGAUCAUGUUGACACCAAAACAGCACUGGGUCGAGCGAUGGUUGAUGCUCGAAGAAUUGAAGAACGGCGAGCAAAGCCAGCGAUAGACGCCCCUUCCGAUGGAGAGAAAUCACCAGAGUAA